Molecule: messenger RNA, 2943 nt
Organism: Knipowitschia caucasica
Lineage: Eukaryota; Metazoa; Chordata; Actinopteri; Gobiiformes; Gobiidae
Source: the annotation of a GenBank genome assembly
AUGGCGGCUGUGAGCUCUUCUCUCCGUGAGGAGCAGUUUCUCUGCUCCAUCUGUCUGGAGGUCUUUACUGAUCCAGUCACAACACCGUGUGGACACAGCUUCUGCAGCAUCUGCACCAACAAACACUGGGACAACAGCGUCCUCUGCAGCUGUCCAGUCUGUAAACAGGUCUUCAGCCCAAAACCACAGCUGAAAGUUAAUACUUUAUUGUUAGAGGUGAGCUCUCUGUUCAGAAAUAAGCCUCAAGAUGAAGACACGCUGUUAGAGGCUCCAUCCACUGCUCCAGGAGAGGUCUGUGACCUGUCCACUGCUCCAGGAGAGGUCUGUGACCCGUCCACUGCUCCAGGAGAGUUGGACUGUGACGUCUGUCCAGAGCCCAGGCUCAGAGCCCUGAAGUCCUGCCUGCUGUGUCUGACGUCGUACUGUGAGAGCCACCUGCUGCCACACCUCACAAACCCCCGUCUGAAGAGGCACCAGCUGAUCCACCCUCUGCCCAACCUUGAGGAGCACAUCUGCCCUGAGCACCAUCGGCCCCUGGAGCUCUUCUGUAGGGACCACUCACACUUCAUGUGCGUGCAGUGCAGUUAUACAGAGGAUACAAAGCAUCAUACUGUCUUAUUGAAGGAGCAGGGAGAGGAGCAGCAGGCCACACUGAAGAAACAGAUCAAAGACAGACGUGUGAAAGUCCAGGAGAUCCAGCGCUCAGUGGAGCAGAGUCAGAGAAAGGCAGACGCAGAAAUACAAGAAGAAAAGCAUCAGCAGGUGGAGGAGGAGGCGUCUCAGCUGAUAGAGCAGAUCCAGACAGAGAUCUCUGAGCUGGAGCAGAGAGGAGCUGAGAUGGAGCAGCUGUGGACCUCUGGAGACCACCUGUCCUUUGUCCAAAUCUUCAUUACAGUCAAACCUGCUCCACAGCUCAGAGACUGGAGCCAGAAGACUGUCAGGACCCUGUCAUACAAGGGGACAGGGGCCCAAGCUAUGUCUGAGCUGAGGAACAAACUGAACACAGAGAUGGAGACGUUCUUUAAAGCAGAGUUAGAGAAAGUUCAAGAGUUUGCAGCUGAGGUGUUCCUAGAUCCAGACACUGCAAAUCCAGACUUAGUUCUGUCUAAAGAUCUCAAACAGAGCCAAAACAAAAGAGCAGAAGUUGAGGAGAAAGGAGCCUCACACAGAGACAGAGGAGAGUGCGGCACCAAAGGAAUCAAACUACAGACCUUUCUGCUUCUCUCAUCUCUGAGUAAAGUGAUGGCGGCUGUGAGCUCUUCUCUCUGUGAGGAGCAGUUUCUCUGCUCCAUCUGUCUGGAGGUCUUCACUGAUCCAGUCACAACACCGUGUGGACACAGCUUCUGCAGCAUCUGCAUCAACAAACACUGGGACACCAGCGUCCACUGUAGCUGCCCACUUUGUAAACAGGUCUUCAGCCCAAGACCACAGCUGAAAGUUAAUACUUUUAUGUUAGAGAUGAUCUCUCUGCUCAGAAACAAGCCUCAAGAUGAAGACACGUUGUUAGAGGCUCCAUCCACUGCUCCAGGAGAGGUCUGUGACCUGUCCACUGCUCCAGGAGAGGUCUGUGACCUGUCCACUGCUCCAGGAGAGGUGGACUGUGACGUCUGUCCAGAGCCCAGGCUCAGAGCCCUGAAGUCCUGCCUGCUGUGUCUGAUGUCGUACUGUGAGAGCCACCUGCAGCCACACCUCACAAACCCCCGUCUGCAGAGGCACCAGCUGAUCCACCCUCUGCCCAACCUGCAGGAGCACAUCUGCCCUGAGCACCAGCGGCCCCUGGAGCUCUUCUGUAGGGACCACUCACACUUCAUGUGCCUGCAGUGCAGUUAUACAGAGGAUACAAAGCAUCAUACUGUCUUAUUGAAGGAGCAGGGAGAGGAGCAGCAGGCCACACUGAAGAAACAGAUCAAAGACAGACGUGUGAAAGUCCAGAAGAUCCAGCGCUCAGUGGAGCAGAGUCAGAGAAAGGCAGACGCAGAAAUACAAGAAGGUCUCAGAGUCUUCACCGCUUUGAUGGAGUGUGUUCAACAAAGUGCAGACAGCUUCAAACAGUCUAUUGUAGAAAAGCAUCAGAAGGUGGAGGAGGAGGCGUCUCAGCUGAUAGAGCAGAUCCAGACAGAGAUCUCUGAGCUGGAGCAGAGAGGAGCUGAGAUGGAGCAGCUGUGGACCUCUGGAGACCACCUGUCCUUUGUCCAAACCUUCAUUACAGUCAAACCUGCUCUACAGCUCAGAGACUGGAGCCAGAAGACUGUCAGGAUCCCGUCGUACAAGGGGACAGGGGCCCAAGCUGUGUCUGAGCUGAGGAACAAACUGAACACAGAGAUGGAGACGUUCUUUAAAGCAGAGUUAGAGAAAGUUCAAGAGUUUGCAGCUGAGGUGUCUCUAGAUCCAGACACUGCACAUCCAAACUUAGGGAAACAGAAGUUCUCAUCAGGAAAGUUUUAUUUUGAGGUUCAGGUCAAAGGAAAGACAGACUGGAAUGUAGGAGUGGCCAAAGAGUCAGUGGAUCGAAAAGAUCAAGACUCUCAAACUGUACAGAAAGGAUACUGGACACUCUUGUUGGGCGGUGGUCGUUACAAAACAUCAGACGAGCCUCCUGUAGAUCUCUCUGUUCAGUCGUGUCCAGAGAAGUUGGGAGUGUUUGUGGAUUAUGAUGAAGGUCUGGUCUCCUUCUAUGACGUGGAUAAAAAGUCUCUUCUUUGGUCUUUCACUGACUGUGGCUUCACUGACAACAUUCUGCCGAUGUUUAAUCCAUGCAACAAUGAAGAAGACUUGUUUUCUCUUCUACCCGAAGCUGAAAACACACACCCAUCCUUGAGCCUUUAUCUUUCGAUAUCUAAUGGUGAAAGGAAUUCAAUACUUAUACAAAUUCAGAGAUUUCCAUCAUUUUUCAAACCCAUCCUUGCACUUUUUGUUCACUUCCUCAUUUACAUCUACUUUUGA